AGACACGAAGAAGAAAAUCAUGACGCCAUCACUCCGCGUUUACAAACAAGAUGGCUACCUAGUUUGUGAAUAGUUUCCCUACAUCUGAAAAAUUCAUUGUUUUGGUAGCAAGUUGGCGCUUCGGUCGUAGUUACAAACGUUUCACCUUACAUGUUGUGAUAGAAAUUAGCUUAAACAUGAAGUCUGACGUGGAGGAGUUGAUGCCGAGGCAGCUGCCCGUUGAGUAUGGAGCCAGUGCGGAGGAGCUGGACCUGAAUGGACCGCCGAGAAACCCCCGAGAGUAUCUCCGACAGGUCCAGUUGGAGGCGUCACUGUGUCCAGAGGUCGUGGUCGCUCAGAUCGACCCCAAGAAACUGAAGAAGAAACAAACAAUUCAUGCCUCUGUGGCAGGUUGCCACGCUGCUCCAGUGGGGUUCUGUCCCAGCCUCAGCUGGCAGCAGCACCAAGUUAGCAACUUCUCAGACGUCAGACAGAGCAUCACAAAGAACAGGAUUCACUGGAGCAGUCACACUCUGGACGACAAUGUACAGAUGCCAAAGCUAACCGAUGAAGAGGGCUGGAAGAGAUUUUGUUUAGGAGAGAAAGUCUAUCUGGGUCACACAGAUGCUGAACCAGAGCCAGCGCUGGACUAUAGCAAGGUGGGCUUCCCUCCCUUCCUCAGUAUAGUCAGCAGACUCAACCAGUCCACCGUGCUGAUGGUGUUAGAAACUCUAAUCUGUUGGUUUGAAGAACACGACUUUGUUCCACAGUUGGGUCGCUGGUUGUAUGGGUUGUUGGCGUGUCUGGAGAAGCCUCUGUUGCCUGAAGCUCAUUCCUCCAUCAGACAGCUGGCCAGGAGAAGUGCUCAGCUCCGCAGCACACUGGAGAGUCAGGAGGAUGAGAAACUACCAGCCCUCAACCUGCUCAUCUGUCUUGUUGCCAGAUACUUUGAGCAGAACGACCUGGCAGACCAGCCGGAGUGAACACGGGGUUUCAACUGCUGACCGAUAUCAAGACCUUAAGGAGGGAUAUGUUGCAAGUCCUCUUACUGAUGCAGCAUUCAUACAGGUUGUACAGUAAGGUAACCAAAAACUUGAAGACAAUUAAAGAUGGAGACUUAAAAGAAAAUGUUUCCAAGGACACAUCAGUGCAAACAACCAUGUUGGAGCUGCGCUGAUUCUGCAUGCUUGGAUGAAAGUUGAGGAUGGAACCAAAAGGGCUGGAUGAUGAACUCAACACUUGUAUUAUUUAAGUCAUUUGAGUUUCUGCUGACUGGACAGCUACCAAAGCACAAGAUGAUCAUUUCCUUUGAGUUUAGUUUUGAGAUUUAUGUAUGUAUUAAAAAUAAAGAUUUUUCUAAAAAAACAAACAAACCUGAUUUGUGGGAUAUUUGUUUGCAGCUUUUUAAGAGUUAAAAUGCAUUUUCAAGGUAUUUUUCCAGACUCUUGAAACCGUUGCAACCACAUCUAAAUAAAAAUGCAACUGCAAAU
This is a messenger RNA of Centropristis striata (black sea bass), 1469 nucleotides long. It is a transcript of the gene gemin2, whose product is annotated as gem (nuclear organelle) associated protein 2. The transcript has 10 exons. NCBI's taxonomy places the organism in Eukaryota, Metazoa, Chordata, Actinopteri, Perciformes, Serranidae. Gene Ontology annotation, biological process: spliceosomal snRNP assembly; spliceosomal complex assembly. The coding region runs from base 177 to 962 and encodes 261 amino acids. Gene Ontology annotation, cellular component: spliceosomal complex; SMN complex; nucleus. The record is from RefSeq and is a predicted model, not a curated record.